Molecule: messenger RNA, 590 nt
Organism: Colletotrichum godetiae
Lineage: Eukaryota; Fungi; Ascomycota; Sordariomycetes; Glomerellales; Glomerellaceae
Exons: 1
Coding region: 185-502 (105 amino acids)
Source: RefSeq, a predicted model, not a curated record
CGUCAUGAUGUCUCUCGUGCUGAAUUUGAGGCAAGUCGACACGACCAAGGGGAUCCCUAACGGCUGGUCUAUCUUCAACCUCACCCGGCAUCGAGGCUGUGAUCGUAGCAUAUAGGGCUGCAGGUCCCAUCAUCUCAGGAUCGCAGUGUAACGCAGUCGAGAAGCGAGUCCGACCCGGAGUGAGAUGACGAGGUCGUACAGUCUGGUGGCGGAGUGCGCAACAUUGGGGCUGGCAGAAAGUACGACGGCCGCUCUCACCUGUGGACGACAACACAUAGAGAGAGGAUGCGUUUGUACUGCGACCUCAAUCGCUCCGUUGGAGACAUGUACAGAAGUUGGCAGGCCAUGUCAUAAGGCACGCCUGCACGUGUGGUUUUUGUCUGCACCCACUUACACAAAGCAGGGCUCGCCACCCGAGAAAAGCUCCCAUCAUGUCUCUCGACAAGGCGGAGUGGAGGUGGACCCAUCAAGAGACAUGGAAGAAUGCGUGAAUCCAAGAUGACAUCGGUGACAUACACAGUAGCCGCAAGAACCUGGAGGCCUAUUCUUCACCGCCAGUCUUGGUAGUGCCUUUUUGUUGCUGCUGGUAC